AUGAAAUCCAACCAAGAACGGAGCAACGAAUGCCUGCCUCCCAAGAAACGAGAAAUCCCCGCGCCCAGCCGACCAUCCGAGGAGAAGGCCCCGGCUCUGCCCAACGACAACCACAGGGCAGAGGGCCUGGCAUGGCUCUCCAGCCAUCCUGGGGGCCAGAGCCAUGUGGGCAGCAGGCACGGACCAGCGGGCACCUCAGUGGAGCUUGGUUUACAGCAGGGAAUAGGUUUACACAAAUCCUUGUCCACGGGGCUGGACUACUCCCCGCCCAGUGCCCCCCGGUCAGUCCCAGUGACCACCACGCUCCCCACAGUGUAUCCACCCCCGCCGUCGGGGACCCCAGUGUCCCCUGUGCAGUAUGCCCACCUGCCCCACACUUUCCAGUUCAUCGGGUCCUCCCAGUACAGUGGGCCCUAUGCCGGCUUCAUCCCCUCACAGCUGAUCUCACCGACGGCCAACCCCGCCACCAGUGCCGUGGCCUCGGCUGCCAUGGCCACCACUCCGUCCCAGCGCUCCCAACUGGAGGCCUAUUCGACACUGCUGGCCAACAUGGGCAGCCUGAGCCAGGCCUCGGGACACAAGGUUGAGCCCCAGCAGCAGCACUUGAGCAGGACUCCGGGGCUCAUGAGCGCAGGGUCCCCACCACCCACCCAGCAAAACCAGUACGUCCACAUUUCCAGCUCCCCACAGAGCUCGGGGCGCACGGCCUCCCCGCCGGCCCUCCCUGUCCACCUGCACCCCCACCCAACGAUGAUCCCACACACGCUCACGCUGGGGCCCUCCUCCCAGGUGGUCGUGCAAUACUCGGACUCCAGCAGCCACUUUGUUCCUCGUGAGUCCACCAAGAAGGCCGAGAGCAGCCGGCUGCAGCAGGCCCUGCAGGCCAAGGAGAUCCUCAAUGGGGAGAUGGAGAAGAGCCGGAGGUACGGGGUCCCCUCCUCAGCAGACCUGGGCCUGGUGAAGGCAGGCAGCAAAGCAGCAGCCCACCACUACGAAUCCAGGCACAUGGUGGUCCACCCCAGCCCUGCUGACUACAGCACCCGAGAUGCUGCUGGGGUGCGGGCCUCUGUGAUGGUCCUGCCCAACAGCACUGCGCCCGCCUCUGACCUGGAGGUGCAGCCGGUCACCCACCGGGAGGCAUCCCCUUCCGCCCUCAAUGACAAGAGCGGCCUGCACUUAGGGAAGGCCGGCCACAGGUCUUACGCACUGUCCCCGCAGCAAGCGCUGGGACCUGAUGGCGUGAAGGCCGCUGUCGCCACACUGUCCCCCCACACGGUCAUUCAGACAUCGCACAACGCCUCCGAGCCACUCCCCGUGGGGCUGCCGGCCACGGCCUUCUAUGCAGGGACCCAGCCCCCAGUCAUCGGCUACCUGAGCGGCCAGCAGCAGGCAAUCACCUACGCCAGCAGCCUGCCCCAGCACCUGGUGAUCCCCGGCACCCAGCCUCUGCUCAUCCCUGUGGGCAGCACGGACAUGGACGCUUCGGGGGCAGCCCCCGCCAUCGUCACAUCGUCACCCCAGUUCGCUGCAGUGCCUCACACCUUCGUCACCACCGCCAUUCCGAAGAGCGAGAACUUCAGCCCCGAGGCCCUGGCUGCACCAGCUGCCUACCCAGCCAUGGUGCAGGCCCAGAUCCACCUGCCCGUGGUGCAGUCAGUGACGUCACCCUCGGCUGCGCCCCCGACACUGCCCCCCUAUUUCAUGAAAGGCUCCAUCAUCCAACUGGCCAAUGGGGAACUGAAGAAGGUGGAGGACUUGAAAACGGAAGACUUCAUCCAGAGCGCCGAAAUCAGCAACGAGCUGAAGAUUGACUCCAGCACGGUGGAGCGGAUCGAGGACAGCCACAGCCCGGGCGUCGCAGUGAUACAGUUUGCUGUCGGGGAACACCGAGCACAGGUCAGCGUUGAAGUGUUGGUCGAGUACCCUUUUUUUGUGUUUGGACAAGGCUGGUCAUCUUGCUGUCCCGAGAGAACCAGCCAGCUCUUCGACUUACCAUGUUCCAAACUCUCCGUUGGGGACGUCUGCAUCUCACUGACCCUCAAGAACCUGAAGAAUGGCUCCGUGAAAAAGGGCCAGUCUGUGGACCCCGCCAGCGUUCUGCUGAAGCACCCCAAGGCCGACAGCCUCCCAGGCGCCCGACACCGCUACACCGAGCAGGAGAAUGGCAUCAGCCAGGGAAGUGCCCAGAUGCUCGCUGAAAACGGAGAACUGAAGUUUCCCGAAAAAAUCGGAUUGCCUCCAACACCCUUGGUCACCAAAAUCGAACCUGGCAAGCCCGCGGCCACGAGGAAGAGGAGGUGGUCGGCCCCGGAGACCCGCAAACUGGAGAAGUCAGAUGAGGAGCCACCCUGGACUCUUCCUAAACCUUCUCUAAUCCCUCAGGAGGUUAAGAUUUCCAUUGAAGGCCGCUCCAAUGUAGGCAAGUAA
This is a messenger RNA of Elephantulus edwardii (Cape elephant shrew), 2427 nucleotides long. RefSeq names its product ataxin 1 (gene ATXN1). Gene Ontology annotation, molecular function: protein binding; RNA binding. The record is from RefSeq and is a predicted model, not a curated record. NCBI's taxonomy places the organism in Eukaryota, Metazoa, Chordata, Mammalia, Macroscelidea, Macroscelididae. Gene Ontology annotation, biological process: negative regulation of transcription by RNA polymerase II; nervous system development. Bases 1 to 2427 code for a protein of 808 amino acids. Gene Ontology annotation, cellular component: nucleus. The transcript has 2 exons.